AAUAACCCCAACCUUACAAGAAUAUAAAAACAAACGGAUGAGUGGAAACUCACAUAACUGAAGAUGGCAACCAUUAGUUUCCCGCCAAUUCCCAUCCAACAUCUCUACCCCGCGAAAUCCAACAGCUCUAAUGACGGUAUUAACGACCGAAACCUUCCGGACCAUCCCACGCUUUCCUUGCUCCAUGGAUGCUCCCACCUGGCACGGCUCAAGCAAAUCCAUGCGCGCAUGCUUCGUCUUGGCCUCUUCUUCGACGCCUACUCUGCCAGCAGGCUUCUCACCGCCUCUGCGCUCUCUACUUCUCCAAGCCUCGACUACGCCCACCGCGUGUUCGACCAAAUUCCCCAACCAAAUCUCUAUUCUUGGAACACUCUUAUUCGCGCCCACGCUUCCCUCUCCGACCCCACGCAGAGCCUUCUCAUCUACUCGCAAAUGCUGCUCCAAGGUGUCCACACACCCAACAAAUUCACCUUCCCUUUUGUGUUCAAAGCUGCUUCGGAGCUCUCCGCUUUAAAAGAGGGAAGAACCGUUCACGGAAUGGUUGUUAAAAGUGGGCUCCAUUCGGAUGUUUUCAUCCUCAAUUCUCUUAUUCACUUUUAUGCUGCCUGCUCGAAUUUGGAUCUUGCUCACCAGGUCUUUGUGAAUAUUCCUCAGAGAGAUGUCGUUUCAUGGAAUUCUAUGAUUACUGCUUUUGCUCAGGCAGAUUGUGGAGAGGAGGCAUUGGAAUUAUUUAGGAAAAUGGAGGCUGCAGGUAUGAAGCCGAAUGAGGUGACAAUGGUGAGUGUCCUUUCUGCUUGUGGAAAAAAAGGCGACUUGGAGUUUGGGAGGUGGGUCUAUUCUUAUAUCAAGAGAAACAAGAUUGGAGGGAGCUUAAUUUUGAGCAAUGCCAUGUUGGAUAUGUAUACCAAAUGUGGGAGCUUGGAAGAUGCAUGGAGGUUGUUUGAUGAGAUGCCUGAUAAGGAUUCUUUCUCGUGGACAACGAUGCUUGUUGGAUGUGCAAAAUCAGGAGAAUUUGAGGCUGCUCGACGUCUUUUUGAUGCAAUGCCUAGACGAGAUGUUGCUUCUUGGAAUGCCCUCAUCUCUGCGUAUGAACAGGGUGGCCAGCCUAAGGAAGCUCUAGCCGUGUUCCACAAGUUGCAGCUCUCUGCUGAGGCAAAGCCCGAUCAGGUCACACUUGUUAGCACACUCUCAGCUUGUGCCCAACUGGGUGCAAUUGAUUUGGGCAGAUGGAUCCAUGCAUACAUGAAGAAGCAGCGUUUCAGGUUGAAUUUCCAUCUCGCGACCUCGCUGAUUGAUAUGUACUCCAAGUGUGGGGAUCUAGAGAAGGCACUUGAGGUGUUUUGGUCCAUUGAAUUGAAAGAUGUAUUCGUUUGGAGCUCAAUGAUUGCCGGGUUGGCGAUGCAUGGGCGUGGUGAGGCGGCAAUCAACCUCUUCUCAAAAAUGCAAGAAACCAAGGUAAAGCCCAACGCCGUAACUUUCACCAAUGUCCUGUGUGCCUGUAGCCACUCAGGGCUAGUUGACACGGGUAGAUUAUAUUUUAAUCAAAUGCUGCCUAUCUAUGGGAUUGCACCUAAGGUUGAGCAUUAUGGAUGCAUGGUUGACAUCCUUGGCCGUGCCGGACUCUUAGAAGAAGCUGUGGAAUUGAUAGAGAAAAUGCCAAUGGCUCCCCAUGCUUCAGUGUGGGGAGCAUUGCUUGGUGCUUGUAGGCUUCAUGGAAAUCUUGAGCUAGGUGAGCAUGCUUGUAAACGUCUCCUUGAGUUGCAGCCCAGGAAUGAUGGAGCAUAUGUGCUUUUGUCUAACAUAUAUGCCAAAGUUGGUAAAUGGGAUGAAGUUACGAGAUUGAGGAAGCUGAUGAAAGAUACCGGACUCAAGAAAGAGCCUGGAUGCAGCUCAAUAGAGGUCGAUGGUGUCAUUCAUGAGUUCCUAGUAGGAGACAUAUCCCACCAUCUAUCGGACAAGAUCUACGCAAAGUUGGAUGAGAUUGCUUUGAGAUUGAAAUCUGUGGGCUAUGUGCCAAACAUGUCGCAGAUCUUGCAGGAUGUUGAAGGUGACAAUGUGAAAGAGCAAGCACUAUAUCUCCAUAGUGAGAAGUUGGCAAUUGCAUUUGGGCUUAUUAGCACGCGGCCAUCCACUCCCAUUCGGAUUGUGAAGAAUCUCCGUGUGUGUGGGGACUGCCACUCAGCUGCGAAGAUCAUUUCUAGUGUUUAUGAUAGAGAGAUAAUUUUGAGAGAUCGGUAUCGUUUCCAUCACUUCAAGGGAGGGCAUUGUUCUUGUAUGGAUUAUUGGUGAAUUUGGGUUGAGUUUAGCUGCAAAUUUGAUGGAGGGUCGAUCAAGAAAACUCUUGUUCAGUUAGCCUAUGGUAAUUUCAUUGAACAUAACACGGUAAUUAGCAAUACUGAAAGAAGGGAUCGUUGUCUUUUGUUUUCAUGUGUGUUAAUGCUCUGAAGAGAUGAAAGGAAAAUGGAGUCAGCACUUGAUCACUUUAAGCUUCAAGUAACAGAAGCAUCAUGGAGCCGGACCCACAAUCUGUUUGGAUGCACAACUGAAUUGUAUUGCGAAUAUUCAGUUGACUCAAGAGGAAAUGGCAGAAGACUUAUGAUAUUUCCUAGUAUUCAUAUCAAGUAAGUGGCACUCAAAUUGCAUCUAAGCAAAACUGCAACUCAUUUUAUUAGAGACUAAUGGCUGCAAUUCAAUUUGACGAUGCCCACAAACGCCCUGAAAGAAGCUGCAGAACCAAAGGCUCCAACAAAUUGCAAGAUUUUGAAGCUGGAAGAGAAUGCUAGGUUGAAGAUAUUUUGCAGCUAAUCUUGAAGGAGCCAAGGAAGUUCCCUUGAUGUUGAAGCUUACACAGGAAGCUCAGCCGGUCCAAUCAAUUGAUCUAGAUGGUCCAUUAGGUCCAGCGUAUAUUUCAUGGGUUACCAUGCAAAAAUCAUAACAAUUUGAGAAUUAAUCAUCUAACCAACGGCCUAUGAAAUGGAAGGUGAAGAUUAUCUAACAAUUUCAACCAUCUACUUGCUGGGGGCUCUCAUGGAUAGUUUAUAGCCCCCAGUCCUGAGUCCUAACCUUUUCCAUCCAUGGUUUUAAAAAAUCGAGAUAUAUGACUGAAAGAAAAGCCAACUUACAGAAGAUUGGAACAUCCGAUUGUCAUGAGUUCUACAUGGAAUCCCACCAAAUGUGUAGUUGGACAUAAUGGACUGUACAGAUCGAUCAACUGGACCUCCCAAGUUUCCUAUGCAACUAGUACAUAACUUAAUAGUGCUUACCAAUGUGCAAGCCUGUUCUAGGAAAGUCUAUUCAAGAUCCAAGUCAUCCAGCAGAUGGCCCCAGUGUAUGUUUCUCGGCACAAAAUCUGGAUGUUCCAGUGUUGCCGGUGUUGAAUGCUAGUAUCUGUUGAUAGUAUUAAUAGAAUUCUUUCUUCAAA
Molecule: messenger RNA, 3421 nt
Organism: Magnolia sinica
Lineage: Eukaryota; Viridiplantae; Streptophyta; Magnoliopsida; Magnoliales; Magnoliaceae
Product: pentatricopeptide repeat-containing protein At2g29760, chloroplastic-like
Exons: 1
Coding region: 64-2289 (741 amino acids)
Biological process (GO): RNA modification
Molecular function (GO): RNA binding; zinc ion binding; protein binding
Source: RefSeq, a predicted model, not a curated record